Aplosporella prunicola CBS 121167 is the source of this 797-nucleotide messenger RNA. RefSeq lists its product as uncharacterized. Lineage: Eukaryota; Fungi; Ascomycota; Dothideomycetes; Botryosphaeriales; Aplosporellaceae. The transcript has a single exon. The coding region runs from base 282 to 731 and encodes 149 amino acids. The record is from RefSeq and is a predicted model, not a curated record.
CCAAACCAAACCAAAUCAAAGCCAUCAAGAAGCCCACAGCCAGGUCCCCCAACCACCAUCGUUGGCACCGACAACAGGGGACCUGCUCUAGCCACGGCACCGCCGCUCAGCGCAUAGAUGCCGUACUUAUUGCGUCGAAAGGGCUUCGUCUUGCCAGAAAUUGCUGCGGCUCUGUACUCAAACUCAAAAGAGUACAAGAGAACAGGCUAAGUGGAGUGCCAACCAGCCCCCAUUGCGAAUAAGAAAAGAAAAAGAAAAGCAGCAGCCCAAAAUCCUGCCUGAUGAAGAGAGCCAAAGCCCCCAAGCCGAAAAGAAAGGAGGACAUGCUUUACCCUUGCAAGCGUGCUCUCAGGCUUGCCAUGCAUACGUAUGACGACGCAACGGCACAAGCGCACGAGCAGACACGUAAACAAACAAGCCAAAGAAAAGGACGAAAAAAGCAGGAUUCAAAAACGCUCAGAAAUGCUAAACACACUGACCGACAACAACCAGAAGGGGAGAGUUUCAGUACAUACAAGCUCGCUAGCGCCAUGGCGCUAACAGAAGCAGCAAGCAAGCCAGAAAAGAAAAAAAAAAAAAAAAAAAAAAAGAAAAAAAAAAUACAGACCAAAAAACUACUACUACUAGUAACUACUAAAACCAAGCGCAAGAGCAAUGGUGCAGCAAAGAAGAGGGACAGCCACGGCUUGCGGUUACCGAGACAAGCCGACCAAACGGCAUCGUCAUCGUGACCAAAACCAGAGGAACAGCAGCGCUAGCAGCGUCUCUGGCGUCAAAAGCAGCAAGUCCGCAAAGCC